This is a messenger RNA of Aspergillus aculeatus ATCC 16872, 1587 nucleotides long. RefSeq names its product indoleamine 2,3-dioxygenase. Gene Ontology annotation, cellular component: cytoplasm. Gene Ontology annotation, molecular function: heme binding; metal ion binding; indoleamine 2,3-dioxygenase activity. The coding region runs from base 7 to 1512 and encodes 501 amino acids. Gene Ontology annotation, biological process: 'de novo' NAD+ biosynthetic process from L-tryptophan. The transcript is spliced from 2 exons. The record is from RefSeq and is a predicted model, not a curated record. Lineage: Eukaryota; Fungi; Ascomycota; Eurotiomycetes; Eurotiales; Aspergillaceae.
CCCAACAUGACGCGGCCCGUUCCAGUUCUCUCCGACUAUGACAUCUCCCCCAGCCACGGCUUUCUGGCGCUUGAAACACCAGCUCUUCGCCAUCCAUACUAUGCCAAAUGGGAGGAAGUCGUGCGCGACCUCGAUGCACUGUUGCAGGCCAAAAAACUGCGGCACACCAUCGGGCAUCUCCCCGUCCUCUCGACCGACUAUUUAGAAACACCAGCCGAGUGGAGGCGAGCGUACGUCUGCCUGACGUUCAUGCUCAAUGGCUAUGUGUGGGGCGAGGAAAAGCCCGAACACAGAAUCCCUCCUCCGCUCACCGUUCCCCUUCUCAAAGUCUGUCGCCACUGGGAGCUACCCCCGAUCGCGACAUACGCGGGCCUUUGCCUGUGGAACCAUCAGCACCCCGUCCAAGGUCUACCGUGCCCUCAACCCGAGGAUCUGGUCGUGUCGUGCACAUUCACCGGCACCGCGGACGAGCAGUGGUUCUACCUCAUAUCGGUAGCCUUCGAGGUCCAGGGAGCCCCCGUGAUCCCGUUGAUGCUCGACGCAAUCGCCGCUGCGCGCACCUGCAACACCGUCCAAGUCACGCGCUCCCUGCAAAGAUUUGCCCAGCAUCUCGAGGCGCUGACCUCGCUUGUCGAUCGCAUGCACGAGCGGUGUGACCCCAAGAUCUUCUACCACCGGAUCCGACCCUUUCUCGCCGGGAGCAAGGCCUUGGGUAGCGGUGGCCUCGUCUACGUGGACGGGGCAACCCCCCCGGAAGCUGGCCGGAGGUAUGCAGGCGGCAGCAACGCGCAGAGCUCGCUGAUCCAGUUUCUGGAUCUUGUCCUGGGCAUCGCCCAUCCCUCCUCCUCCUCCUCCUCCUCCUCCUGCUCUUCCACCGGGGACUCGGGCUUCAUCGCCGACAUGCGCGCGUACAUGCCGGGCCCGCACCGUCGGUUCCUGGAGCACGUCGCACAGAUCGCCAACAUCCGGGCCUUCGUGGAGGAGCGAGGCGACGCUCUCUCGGAGCUCCGGGCCGCCUACAACGCCUGCAUCGACGGGAUGUGCGUGAUGCGCAAUGUCCAUCUCCGCAUGGUGGCCCGCUACAUCAUCACCCCGUCGCGGAUUGCGGGCGCGGAUGCGCAGCAGCAGCAGCAGCAGCGAGGGGAUUCCUCCGUCGCUCCCCUUCCCGCUUCCCCUCAGCAGAAGACGGUGCGAGGCACGGGUGGCACGGAGCUGAUCCCCUUCCUCUCGCAAAUCCGCAAUAAGACGUCCCGGUCGAGACUGCCUGCGGUGGCCUCCGCACGAUCCCGGCCCCCGUGGAUCACGGAACCGGCCGCUCGGAGAGGAGCCGCACGACUGAGCCGAGAGAAGAACCAGCUGGCGACUCCGGUUUGGCUCCCUCCUCGGAUCGCAUGGGUGGAUGGGGGCGGUGGUCUACAUUAUUAUCUUCUCGUUUUGACGGCGAGUAUGGCGGCGACGGUUCUGGUGGUGGUGGGGUACCGGACUCUCGAACCGAAUGUCUCGGGGUUCUAGAACAGUUGAUCCUAUGGUGGUAGUAACUUAGAUAGUCGCCCACAACCUGGCAAUACGAAAUCUGUCCGAGAGCCC